Poecilia latipinna (sailfin molly) is the source of this 1563-nucleotide messenger RNA. RefSeq names its product RUS family member 1 (gene rusf1). NCBI's taxonomy places the organism in Eukaryota, Metazoa, Chordata, Actinopteri, Cyprinodontiformes, Poeciliidae. Bases 140 to 1423 code for a protein of 427 amino acids. The transcript is spliced from 14 exons. The record is from RefSeq and is a predicted model, not a curated record.
GUGAAAGAAUUGAAAGACACGUCGACAGUGAACCAAAACACUCUCCUUUCAUCUAAAUCACAUUAAAUGUUACAUAUUCCUGUUAUUAACAGAUUUUAGUAUCUUUAUAAUUCACACUUGUGUCUCCAACACACCAACAAUGGAUAAAAACGGAGGUUUGGUGUUAGCUACUGAGAGAUACGGCAGCGGACAGACUUGGAAAUAUUCAGUAAGUGAUGGAGUGAUGAAGAGGACGAGGGAUGGGAGUGAAGCUGGGUUAAGGAGCCACUCAGUUGUUGAACUCUUUAAAAGCGUCUUUCUGCCUCAAGGAUACCCAGAAAGUGUCAGCAGUGAUUAUCUUCAGUACCAGUUCUGGGAUACUCUUCAGGCUUUCUCCAGUUCUCUGUCGGGGACUCUGGCCACUCAGGCUUCCCUCAGAGGUGUUGGUGUUGGAAACCAGGAGGCAACUGUAGCUGCAGCCACAGUUACCUGGUUAUUACGAGAUGGAACUGGGAUGUUGGGAAGAAUCCUCUUUGCCUGGAGGAAAGGGAGUAAGCUGGACUCAGAGGCUAAAAAGUGGAGGCUUUUUGCUGAUGUUCUCAACGACAUUGCAAUGUUCAUGGAAAUCUUGGCUCCCCACUUUCCGGCCUGCUUCACUUUGAUAGUUUGCACUGCAGGAAUAUUCAAGUCUAUUGUUGGCGUCGCCGGAGGAGCGACCAGAGCUGCACUCACUGUUCAUCAGGCGCGCAGGGACAACAUGGCGGAUAUCUCUGCCAAAGAUGGCAGUCAGGAGACUUUGGUCAAUCUUGCUGGUUUGCUGGUCAGCCUGUUACUGAUUCCUCUUGUCACUGAUAACCCAGUCCUGACCCUCUCUCUCUUCUUCCUUUUUACUGUCCUUCACCUCUUUGCCAACUACAAAGCUGUGCGUUCGGUUGUCAUGGAAACCUUCAACGAGGCGCGGCUUUCCAUCGUGAUGCAGCAGUAUCUGAAGGACAGACGAAUCCUGAGUCCAUCUGAGGCGAAUCAGAGAGAACCCGUAUUCCUACAGUUUGGAAAAGCCACACCAGUUAAACUUGGCGUCAGGUUACAGGAUGUUGCUCAGAGCCCAGAGGAACUGAAUUUGGCUUUAAAGGAAAACAACAUGCCCUUCCUGUUGGGAAUCAGAAACGGCUGCAUUUGUGUCUGUUUGGGAACAGACGCAUCAGUUCGUGAUGAAAUCAGAGCGAUGUGCCAGGCUGCAUGUGUCAGCAACAUACUGAGUUGCCCAACCGCUUUGAAAUCAACGCAGCAAAAUUUGUGGGAAGUUGUGCACGAGAGUCAGAAGCAGAUGGACGCACAUUUCUCUCCAUUCCUCAAAGGUGUUAAAGCUGCAGGAUGGGACACAGAAAGGACUUUGCUGGACUGGGAUGAGUGGCGAGUGGAGUGGAAAACAAAGAACAGCUGAGCUGCUUUUUAUUUUAUUAAACGUCUGUAUUUCUAAAUGUUUUAUAAUUCAUUUAAAAUGAAAAUGUAACAGCUCUGAGACAUUGUGGAAGAAUGUAAAUAUUUUUGUAUAAUUUCUUAAUAAAAAGAAUAAUUAAACUG